GAGGAGAGAGAGAGAGAGAGAGAGAGAAAGAAAGAAAAGAGAGAGAGAGAAAGAAAGAAAGAGACAGAGAAACAAAGAGAGGAAGAGAGAGAAACAGAGACAGAGAAACAAAGA
This is a messenger RNA of Penaeus vannamei (Pacific white shrimp), 114 nucleotides long. The record is from RefSeq and is a predicted model, not a curated record. NCBI's taxonomy places the organism in Eukaryota, Metazoa, Arthropoda, Malacostraca, Decapoda, Penaeidae.